AUGGGCAACAACCAAGAGUCGACCGUCUUCUCAGGCGAUGUGGAAAUCCCCAAGGAUGGCACUAUUUCACCUUCGACGGAACUUGAAGAGGUGCAAAUCUCUUCAGUUGGUGAAAUCCUCCAGUCCAAAGGAGUAACCCGCAUGGAGGCUGUCUACCGUGAGGCCAAGCAAAACCGCAUUUCUUUCUAUCUUGUCGGAAUAUCAGUCUUGAUUUGCGCAUGGGCAUACUCCCUCGACGGCUCAACGACCUCCUACUACAGCGUCGACGCCUCGUCCUACUUCCAGCAGCACUCCUCCGUCUUGUCGACACUUUCGAUUGCAACCAACACCAUCUCCGCCGUUUCCAAACCGUUCAUCGCCAAGUUCUCUGAUAUUACUUCUCGCCCGUACACUUAUAUCCUGACGCUGCUCUUUUAUGUCAUCGGAUACAUCAUUGCGGCCUCCAGUACCUCCAUUUCCGCGUAUGUUGUGGGAGAAGUUUUCGUCGCCAUCGGCUCUUCCGGCUUGGACCUCACAAACGACAUUAUUGUUGCCGACUUGACGCCCCUUGAAUGGCGCGGAUUCGUCAGCUCAAUGCUCUCCACGCCUUUCAUCAUCAACACCUGGUUCGCUGGCAAAAUCGUCGAUGCCAUGCAGGCUAAGAACCAGUGGCGUUGGGGCUACGGCAUGUUCGCCAUCAUUAUGCCUGCGGCGCUUGGUCCAGCUAUCGGAACAUUGCUCUAUCUCGACAAGAAGGCCAAGAAGGAUGGUAUUGUCAACAUUGCCUCUUCCAAUGCGGCUCGUCGGGCUGCGCGAGAGUUGGCUGGCGAGAAGGGAUAUGACGGCCCCCACGGAGCAAUCGUUGCCCCUGCCGCCGACCCCAAGUCUUCCUGGAUGGAGAGCCUUAAGCGCAACCUCGUUGAGAUUGAUGCUCUUGGUCUGAUUUUGCUGGGUUUUGGAUGGAGCUUGUUGCUCUUGCCGUUCAGUCUCAAGACCUAUGCCGACCACGGCUUCCGCAACCGUUCUCUCAUUGCGAUGAUGGUUGUUGGCGGUGUUUUGCUCAUUGCCUACGUUGUGUAUGAGAUUAAGUGGGCCAAGGUGCCUAGCGCACCGCGUCGUCUGGUUAUGAACAAGACGUUCCUCAUGGCUAUCAUCAUUGACGCCUUCUACAUGCUUGCGGGUAACAUUCGCGGAUUGUAUUGGUCGUCCUACAUUUACAUUGCGAAGCCUUGGUCUGCUCAAGACUGGGUUUACUACAACAACACUCUGACACUGUCCCUUUGUGUCUUUGGACUGGUUGCGGGAUUGAUCCAGAGAUGGACUCACAGAUACAAGCUGCUCCAAAUUAUCGGUCUUUGCAUCAAGAUCAUUGGCAUGGGCAUCAUGCUUGAUGGCCCUCGUGCUACCAUUUCAACAGCGCCGAUGGUCAUGUCCCUUGUUCUGAUUGGCUGUGGUGGUGCCUUUUCAGUUGUCGGCUCUCGUGUCGCUUCUGAGGCGUCUGUUCCUCACCAAGAUGUUGCUUUGGCUAUCGCCCUUCUGUCGCUGUGGUCCAAGAUUGGCAGCUCUAUCGGCAGUGCUAUUGUUGCGGUCAUUUGGGCCGAGAAAAUGCCCAAGCUGCUGCGCCAAUACUUGCCCGCUACGGCUACGGAUAAAGAUGUCAAGAGCCUCUUCAACAGCGUGAGGGCAAUCCGUACCAAGUACGAAUUCGAUGACCCGAUGAGACAAGGCGCCAUCGAGGCUUACCGACGUACUUUGUAUUACUGCCUUGCGCCAGCUCUGGCCCUGGCCUUUAUCCCCCUCAUCGCGUCUCUUUUCCAGACCAAUUUCUAUCUCGGAAAGCAGCAGAACGCCGUUACCAAUGUCGGAAACGAUGGACAGAUUUUGAAGGAGGAGGACCGCAACCCCGAGCCACUACCACCAGCGAAGACCAAGAAGGAAGCCUUCCUGAGGUUCUGGGCGGGUCAUUAA
This is a messenger RNA of Colletotrichum truncatum, 1947 nucleotides long. Its product is annotated as siderophore iron transporter. The record is from RefSeq and is a predicted model, not a curated record. Gene Ontology annotation, biological process: transmembrane transport. Gene Ontology annotation, cellular component: plasma membrane. Gene Ontology annotation, molecular function: transmembrane transporter activity. NCBI's taxonomy places the organism in Eukaryota, Fungi, Ascomycota, Sordariomycetes, Glomerellales, Glomerellaceae.